CUCGUUCCCGCCGCCUGGCCCUGAGGGAGGGGCGGCUGCCGGUUGCCGGCCGGAAGCGGAAGCGUUGUGCAGCGCGCGCAGCGCCAUGGCGUCUGUGGUGCUGAGUGAUGCGGAGAAGCUGUACAUCAUACACGGCGUCCAGGAGGAUCUCCGUGUGGAUGGCCGUGGCUGUGAAGAUUACAGAUGUGCAGAAGUGGAAACGGAUGUGGUAUCCAACACAAGUGGAUCUGCGAGAGUGAAGCUGGGACAUACUGAUAUCUUGGUUGGUGUAAAAGCUGAAAUGGGGACACCGAAGUUGGAGAAACCAGAUGAAGGUUAUCUGGAAUUCUUUGUUGACUGUUCUGCAAAUGCUACUCCUGAAUUUGAAGGCCGGGGAGGAGAAGAACUUGGCACAGAGAUAGCAAGUACUCUCUACAGAAUAUUUAGCAGUGAGGGGAGCGUAGACUUGAAAUCUCUUUGCAUUAAUCCCAGGGAACACUGCUGGGUUCUCUAUGUUGAUGUAUUGUUACUGGAAUGUGGUGGGAACCUCUUUGAUGCAAUCUCUAUCGCGGUGAAGGCAGCUCUCUUUAACACAAGAAUACCCAAAGUACGUGUUCUGGAGGAUGAAGAAGGCUCUAAAGAGAUUGAGCUCUCUGAUGACCCUUACGAUUGUAUUCGACUUAAUGUGGAUGAUGUGCCCUGCAUUGUCACGUUGAACAAAAUUGGAUAUAGGCAUGUGGUGGAUGCUACCCUUCAGGAAGAAGCCUGUUGUUUGGCCAGCCUGCUUAUUGCUAUAACCAGUAAAGGUGCCCUCACUUGUAUGAAGAAAAUAGGGAAAGGUAGCCUUGAUCCUGAGAGCAUUUUUGAAAUGAUGGAGACUGGAAAGAAAGUAGGAAAGUCAUUGCACGCAUCACUUCAGAAGGUUUUGGAUGAAGAGGAGAGUUUGGGGACCACACGUCAGAAAGUUGGAUUUCUAGGAUGAGUUUUUAUUAAAUGUUCAAAGCUGUUUUUAA
Molecule: messenger RNA, 992 nt
Organism: Tympanuchus pallidicinctus (lesser prairie-chicken)
Lineage: Eukaryota; Metazoa; Chordata; Aves; Galliformes; Phasianidae
Gene: EXOSC7
Product: exosome component 7
Exons: 8
Coding region: 86-961 (291 amino acids)
Biological process (GO): nuclear polyadenylation-dependent rRNA catabolic process; exonucleolytic trimming to generate mature 3'-end of 5.8S rRNA from tricistronic rRNA transcript (SSU-rRNA, 5.8S rRNA, LSU-rRNA); nuclear mRNA surveillance
Cellular component (GO): nuclear exosome (RNase complex); cytoplasmic exosome (RNase complex)
Source: RefSeq, a predicted model, not a curated record